Messenger RNA from Kockovaella imperatae, 2113 nucleotides. RefSeq names its product DNA photolyase, FAD-binding/Cryptochrome. Gene Ontology annotation, molecular function: deoxyribodipyrimidine photo-lyase activity; damaged DNA binding; FAD binding. The transcript has 7 exons. Lineage: Eukaryota; Fungi; Basidiomycota; Tremellomycetes; Tremellales; Cuniculitremaceae. Gene Ontology annotation, biological process: photoreactive repair. The record is from RefSeq and is a predicted model, not a curated record. Bases 11 to 2068 code for a protein of 685 amino acids.
CCAGCUUUCUAUGCUGCUGCUGCUGCUGCGUCGAGCUGGACUACUAAGGAUCCAUAGACAGGCUCCUCAACGCACCAUGUCGACGUUCAUUCACCUUCACACCCUCGAUCUCCGAGUACACGACUCACCCUCCCUUUUCAUCUCACACGACCCGUCGUCCAACCUAUCGAACCAGGUCAACCAUUUCCUCCCGGUGUACAUUUUUGAUGAACGCGCUCUGGACGUUUCGCACCUUCCUGAGGGUUCCAAGCCUUUCUCACCUCGGAUCCGACCAUCCGAGGACGGCAGACCCAAUGGCGCUCAGCAGACUCGUGCUGCGCCAACAUCACGAGUCGCUCAAUUCCAUCGAACCUCGCCUCAUCGACUGUGGAACCUGCUCGAAGCGGUCUAUGGGUUAAGAGAUACCUAUAGAAGGUCAGGAGGCGAUCUGCUGAUCGGAUAUGGGCGUCCGGAGAUCUUGAUCCCUCAGUUGAUCAAAACUCUCGGGGAAGAUCACGUCGCUGGAGUAUGGGCUCAAAAGGAGUACACGUUGGAAGAAUCCAACAUGUUGAAAAAUCUUCGAAAGUCUUUACCUGGGAAAGUCAAGCUUCAGCUGAACGACUCCAAGACCUUGAUCCCUUCGAAACAUUUACCGUUCGAUCCCGCUAAACAGACUCCCGACGUCUACACUGCCUUUCGAAAACGGGUUGAAGGGAUGGGCCUGACACUCGGAGACAACGAGAUGCUCGUCCCGCCCGUUCUCACGGCCCGAUGGUCACCUUCCAAGAUAUUCAACGACGUUAGAGUCAGCGUCGGCAAGAAGCGAGUCAACUUGAAAUCUUUCCCCGACAUCAAGCUGGAAGGAAAAGGUUGGAUCAGGUCUGGAUCAGAGUACGAUUCCAUGCAGGCAAUGUAUUCUGCGUUGGUGAAACCAUUGCUGGAUCAUCCACCUCUUGCGGGAUGGUCUAGUGUUGUCAAGAGUUCCGACGAGCCACCUGACUUUCAUCCUGAAUCUGCCUUACCGUCCGAAGGAGGGAGCGAGGCGUCCGCUUUGACUAGGCUGGAAGAUUACGUGGGGCACGAUCCAAAGUCUGAGGAGAAGGACGGGGAGAACGACAAUGACACUGAUAGGCGGGAUAGCGUCUGGCUGGGAGGCGCCAAGGCCAAAACAUACAAGGACACACGAAACGGUUUGGUUGGGGAAGCUUUCAGUACCAAGUUUGCUGGAUUCCUCGCUCUGGGCACUCUGAGCGCUCGAGAGGCUGGAUGGAGAGUAGGAGAGCUGUUGCAAAGGGUCGGUAAGGAUGCCAAAGUGAGAGGAAACGUGUACUGGAUUCUCUUCGAGCUUCUCUGGCGAGACUAUUUCCAAUUCACCACCCUACGAUACAACCACAAACCGUCAUCCCUGUUUGACAUUGAUGGAUUCGCAGCGUCUAUGCAAGACUCUCAUGAACACGAACGACCAGAUCCAAAUGACUGGCAUAAACCAAACUGGGACGAUCCAAAUGAUCCUGCUCGAAGGUGGUGUGAGGGCAAGACGGGCGUACCGUUCAUCGAUGCGCCGAUGAUCGAGCUGAGGGAGACCGGAUACAUGAGCAAUAGGAGCCGACAGAACGUCGCGAGCUUCCUCACUAAGGACCUGUACGUCGAUUGGCGGAUAGGGGCGGAGUUCUUCGAAAUGCAUCUGAUAGACUACGAUACUUGUUCAAAUUGGGGGAACUGGCAAUACCAAGCUGGCGUCGGUAACGACCCUCGAGCAUCCCGUCAAUUCAACCCCAUCAAGCAGGCGCAUGACUACGAUGCAGAUUCAGAAUACGUCAAACUUUGGCUACCGCAGCUUGAAGGUCUCCCAGAUGAUAUCAUACAGACUCCAUGGUUGAGCAACAAACAAAUCAAAGAUUACCCCUCUAAACCGAUCGUCGAGAAUCCUCAAUGGAAGAAGUUCUAUCACAAGACGCCUGGGAAGCAUAGCAAGAACAAAGGCAACGGUGGAAAUGGCGGAAGGGGUGGUGGCGGUACUUACAGGGGAAGGAGUCGAGGGACCGGGACAGGCAGGUACGGAGAGGCGCACAGGGGUCCAAACCAGUGAGCUGAGGAUUUUAGACACGUGCAGCAGCGAAGAAGCAUUGAAUGC